AUGUUGGGGCGUUUGAAUGUGGCCAAACAGCUUGCACGUCAGAAUUCACUGACUGGCGAUGGCAUACGCAACCUCGACUGCCUUGUUGAAAUGCUCAAAUCGGGGGACGCGGAAAGUGCGACAGAUAUACGGAUGGAUGGCCAGAUUGGGCAAGAAGCGCUCUUCUGCGCUGUCCUCCAGAGGUAAGUGCUGCCUCCUUUGAUCGUUGUAGCACUACUAAAUGCACGUUAGUAUGGAAUUGGAUUUUGGUUAAGAUAAUGUCUUGUGUUGAAUUGUUCCCAGGCUCCCGUCUCUCAGUUCUAGCACUAUAGUAAAAUCAAGGCUGGAUGGAAAAUGGUGCAGUAGACACUUGUAAUGUUUUCUUGGUGACCUAGCUUGAAAUCAUGCCAAGUGUCCCAGACACUAUGGACGCUCUCGUACACCAACAAUGUAUCCGCCUACUCAAUUAGUCACAUGAUCCCGGUCAUAUACGCCAGGCUGCAUGUUGCGACUGCGUUGAUUCCACAGAGUCGUUAGGACGACAUGCAUUUAUGCCAAUGUGCAAAUAUUGUCAGUAACUUUUCACGUUAGUUGUAGCCUUGGAUAUUACUUCUUACCAAUUGAGAUUUAGAUAGGCAAAUGUGAGGCGACCGGAUUUGCGUAAUGACACGUCGUCUACAUUACCAGUCAUCAGGCCCUUCCUUUCCCUCUUUCCUGCAGGUUGUCCGCAGUCGGACACGUCGGGGCCGGGGCUCAGUGGCUGGUUGUCGGUGCAGGAAGAGUCGCCCGAUCACUCAGUAAGUCAGUCCUCUGGACGCAUGAUGAUGAUGAUGAUGAUGACAUUGACCAGUUAGGGCAUUUUACAUUCCAUUGGUCGCUUAAUGCUCCCAAUAAACAUCUUCCCUCUUGCAACGUCCAGGGUGUCCCACGCCUACUGGUGAAGAUGGUCGAGGCCCUGCGCAGACGUGGCCUAUGCAUGGAAGGCAUCUACCGAGUGCCAGGCCGAGCCUCAAAGAUUCAGGCAAUCAUGCAGUUGGCCAAUUCCGUAAGUCACCUACCUCAUUAAUCCUAUGCAUGCAGUGAAACUUCAUGAAUAUUAAGCUGACUUACCCUUACAUAGGUGUGUGUGUGCUAAUAUGCAGAUUCGCACUUCUUUGCAAUUUUAGAAUGUGAGCGAGUUGUGUGACCGGCUGGUGUGGGACGAGGACGCUUUUGAUGGUCGGGCAAUUUCGUCAGCCAUCAAGCUCUACUUGGCCACUAUGCCUGUCAGACUUUUGAAUCCCCAUAUGUUUGCCUCAUUUGUGGCGUCGACGGCGAUGGGGAGAGCAUUGGAGAGAGGUGGCCGUUCUCUGCGGACACCAGUGGGCCUGGCUAGCGCACUAUGCCAAUUGCGAACAGCCCUCGUGAAGACCUUUGGCUGUCCCGGCAAUUCGAAGUCUGAGGACCGCGAGAGGGGGUGGCGCCUCGCAACGCUGGACUUUGUCAUGCGCCACUUCCGGGAGGUUGUGGCUCUUCAGGCCACUAACCGCAUGUCGCCUCGCGCGCUGGCAUUGUGCCUCGCGCCCUCCCUCUUCGGGUCCACGGAGAAUGCGGAGACCAACAGUCAGGUAUGCAUUAUAAAACAGCUGCUCCUUUUCAUGUCUUUCCAUGCAAACGCCGCAUUCUUUAGUGGUCAUUACCUGCUGCUUAUGCUAUUUCAUGUCUGCCACCAUCACCAUCAAUAGGUGCUGGAGCUGCUAAUUGAGCACUGGCCCUGGCUGUCAGAGUGUCUGCACCGGGGCAGCCAGCUGGUGUCCGCAGACCGUCUAGGCGAACCGGUAUCCGACGCCUGUCUCUAUGCUUGCCGGUAAGUCUCAUAAUGCCCACAUCCCUCCUUGCCAUUAUUUCGACUUCAUAUAUCCUGACAUUCACGCUUAGUAGUAGACUUGCUUAGUUUCUUACUGUGCACUCAUUUGCAUAUAAAUUCAUGCGAACAUUUUAGCCAUGCUAUAGUUCUUGAGGAUUUUGUCGCUGGCGACCUAGUUGUCACACUGAGGACUGCAGUACGGCCUCCAUGACAGCACAGCUAUUUUUCAUUCCAGUCCAAAGCAUAGGCUACACCAAUUAAACUAGAGUGCUGUUCAAUCUAAGGGGUACUCAACCAUGGCUCACUGAACACUCUCUCUCCCUUCUAGAUACCAGCGUCAUUGCUUCCUGCAGUCUCUCUGCCUACCACCGACCCUCCCACCGUCGCCGCCGCCGCCGUCUUCAGUCGACGGAGUUCGUACUGUCGCGUGUACAUAGCUUUCGUUCGAAUUAUCCACCCAUCAGUAUUUGCCCCAUUAUAAGUGUGAUUCUCCCUCGUCCCUAUUUUUGAACUUUUGGACAGUAUUAUUCCUUGGUCUCAUGUUUAUUCCAUUUCACGCAUUUGACGCUGUUUCGCUGACGUGCACUUUCCCUCUUUUUCGCCCGCGCUAACCCGCAGUGUUAUAUUACAUUUGUUCCGCCCCCUUACCACAGCCGUAAUUCACUUUCUUGUUAUUGGAAUGAUUAUCCUUGGUCCCGACUUUUGUCAUUUUCCUUGUUCUCAUGUCCAUUCCACUUUACAUAAUAAACCCUGUUCUUCUAACCUGCACUCUCUCUCUCUCUCUCUUUACCUCUCAUCUGGAUUAUUUGGGCAAGGUCUUAUGUUGGUGCUGGGUCUGGUCAUAGUCUGCAGACAGGAAGUUGAUAUCAACAGGUGUAUUUACAUAGGGAGAAUUUUGCUAAGUGAGGCUUACGUGACACAGAUAGAGACGAGUUUGCGAGUCGAUGGUUGGUACUGUCACAACGACUGACUGCAGUAGCAUCUCAAAUAAAUAACUGCUUCCAGUAGUUCGAUUCUGGCAAGAAUGACUCCAGUGGUUUACAAUCACCGCAGUCUGUUAUUAUUACUAUCAUCAUUGCAGUGUCGAUUUGCCGAUAAGUCUCAAAUUUGGAAGUCCUCUGUGUUGAUUGGAAGCGACUACUUCAGGUGAUGCGAUUGAAGAUCACGGCCUCCAGUAGUUCAGCCACGUAUUCCACCGUGAUCAACAGGAAUAGCCACAUACGGAGAAGGGAAAUAUUAUAGAAGUGUAUCCAAAGAUAUCCUGACGGGGAUGGUGGAUGUGGUACUUGUACAUGUGCUCGAUACGACUACGAUCAUGCCUGAUCUAGCUGGCCUCGAUGAUGCCCCAAACUGUACCUCUCCAUGCGUGAUGAUGCGAGGUAGCAGGUCUGCCCAUGUGUGUCCUGAUGGACAAAGUUAAGCGAAUGCAGGUUACUCAUCAUCGUUUUGUGGUCGACUCCAAUUACUGCUCCCAAAUCACGACGGCUCGAUGACGGCUCAUGUUCAAUAGUAAAAGCAAGUCCUCGCUGUUCAACUCUGAUGGUCGGCCGGAACGAGGCUGGUCCUCCAAACUGAUGCCGUCACAGUUAAAACGCUUGUACCAACGAUAAACAGAUGUGCCGUGCAUAGACCCUUUUACCUUCCACGUCACAAAUCUCCUUCAAAAGUCUUCGUUUCCGGCAACAGUGAAUCAGGAUUCGAAGCUCAUCUGAUACAUAGGAAUAAAGUCGAAACUGGAACACAUUGUACAAAAUUAUAAAAAAAGGCUUCUUUAAAAAGCAUAAAUAUGUAUAAAAACAUCAAAAACACGUUUAAAUGUGGACAGCACACCAAACGAACGGGUAAAUGUGGAUAGAAAUGUCAAAACAGGCAAAAAUAACGUCCAGUGCAAGUAUUUCAGAAAUUUUGGCCACAACGUUGGUGAAAGUGAAAAAGUGGUCUGAAUGUGCCGCUAAGUUGCAUGCCUCGUCUUAAUGAAUGGAAAGCAAUAAUGAUCUGAAUAGCCAUACAUUUGUGGGUUGCCAUCCGUCUAACACUGGAGGUACAAUCUAGGACCAAAAUACUCUUUCUCACUUUUAUCUAUGAGGACAAAUCUUCGUUGCUGUCAAACUUGUAGCAUUUUUGAACCUAGUCUGUUGGUUACUGGUUUAUGGCCUUUCUUUUUCCGUCCAGGUUUCGUGGUGCCACAUACGCCGAUCGCAACAACAUCCGCUUUUGUUUCUCCCUUUGGCGCUAUGCGCUCGAACUGCAGCGUGUCUUCCUUGAGCCGCUGUGCCAUGUCUCGCAGUCUUCCUUCCUCAGCUUUGCCGAACUCUUUCACAUCAUCCUCUGCAACAGUUAUAUCGGUUUGCCGGCGGUCGGACUGGACCCCACCCUCAUUGUGGAUUGCAUAGAGCUGUCUGUGGACAAUAUUGAACGGUAG
Spirometra erinaceieuropaei is the source of this 4247-nucleotide messenger RNA. Lineage: Eukaryota; Metazoa; Platyhelminthes; Cestoda; Diphyllobothriidea; Diphyllobothriidae. The record is from the annotation of a GenBank genome assembly.